Messenger RNA from Exophiala xenobiotica, 1440 nucleotides. RefSeq lists its product as uncharacterized. The transcript has 2 exons. Gene Ontology annotation, molecular function: hydrolase activity, acting on carbon-nitrogen (but not peptide) bonds. NCBI's taxonomy places the organism in Eukaryota, Fungi, Ascomycota, Eurotiomycetes, Chaetothyriales, Herpotrichiellaceae. The record is from RefSeq and is a predicted model, not a curated record. The coding region runs from base 1 to 1440 and encodes 479 amino acids.
AUGAAGAACAUAUCGACAUUGUUUAUUCAUGCUACGGUCAUCACUGUCGAUGGUGACCGGAGGAUAUGGUUGGAUGGCGCUGUUCUGGUCACGUUGAAUCGCAUCGUUGCCAUCGACAAGACUGCCUCAUUGCUGAGAAAUCCUGAUCUUCCCGCAGAGACCAGAAUUGUGGACUGCACAGGGCGUAUCAUCCUCCCAGGGAUGGUGAACACCCAUGCGCAUCUUGCCCAGUCACUCUUACGAGGUCUUGCCGAAGACGUGCCCCUGCAUUCUUGGCUCUGCGAUUCGAUCUGGCCGUUGGAGGCGAACUACGAGGGAGAGGAUGGCUACGUUGCUGCAAGGCUGACUAUUGCCGAAAUGCUUCGAAGUGGGACGACCUGCUUCUUGGAAGCAAUGUUGACUUACCGGAGCGGCUUCGACAACGUGGUGCGCGCCGUCGAUGAGAUGGGUAUCCGAGGCUGCUUAGGCAAGCUUGUCAAGGUCGAGGAAACAAACACCAGACUUGGAAUCACAGACCCAAGAGAUCGCGACGUCACCAGCAUGUCCAUUGCCAGUGCUCUUGUAGCACAUGAGAAUUUUCAUGGGUCUUCAGGGGGCAGGUUGCAGGUCUGGAUGGCUGCUGGUACUCCAAGAGGGUCCUCUGAGUCUGCGCACAAGGCUAUUGGGGAUACAUGCGCCCAGCAUGGUAUUGGACUGACAAUGCACUGUGCCGAAGCACCGAAGGACCUCUCAAUAUACCGCGAGAGCUAUGGCUGCACUCCCGUCGAGUUUUGUGCCCGCAAUCACCUCAUCGGAAAGGGCAGGAACACGGUCCUUGCGCACAUGGUCAAUCUCGACCUCGACAAGGAUCUACCGCUACUCCGAGACGCAGGUACUAGCAUUGCACACAACCCAAGCAGCAAUUGCAAGCUCGCGUCGGGAAUUGCACCGGUUCCGGAUAUGAUGACUUCCGAGGUCAAUGUCUGCCUGGGAACUGACGGCGCACCAUGCUCCAACACAUACGACAUGUUGCAAGAGAUGCGGCUGGCGGCAUUGAUCCACAAAGGCACCUGGAGAGACGCGGCAGUCAUGGAUGCGGAAGAGGUUCUUGCCAUGGCCACGAUAAACGGAGCCAAAGCGUUGGGACUCGAUAAGGAGAUUGGGAGUCUUGAGGUUGGGAAGAAAGCAGACUUCAUUGUGCUCGAUGUCUCAGGCCUGCAUUGCACACCUUUUGAUCAGGAUCAGGUGUCUGAUGGUGGGCUUGACCCUGUCACGACCGUCGUUUACUCCUGCAGUGGGAGCGAUGUAGAGAUGGUCGUGAUCGACGGGCAGAUGGUAGUGGAGGAUCGAAAGCUGAUAUGUGCGGAUGAGCGGCAGAUCAAGGAGGCUGCCCGAGGCACAAUCAGGCGUCUGCGGGAUCAAGCUGGUGUGCGCUCGAGGUUGAAGAGGAACAUCUGUUGA